CAAAUCCAACCGACCAACCUCUCCCUUAUCCCCGCUCGGCGCUCACACAUAAAGAUCCGCCUCCCAAACUGAAACCGCUCCUCCAUCCCUCCUCUUCUCCGAGCCCCUUCUUCCCUUCCCUUUAAUCUCUUAUUAUCCCCUGCCAUCGAAGAAUUAGAGACACCCAUCGGAACCAUAACCCAGUUAUAAGCCCAAAAUGAUAACAACCAACCGGAGGCUCCUCCUAAAUGAGAAAGCCCCGGGUCCGCUCAUCCAGCGGGGGGAGCCCAACGCCACCGCCGCCGCCACCGACUCCCCGGCGCUCCUCCAGUCCAACCCGUCUUCCAUGGCCUUCACGGCGUUUAUCAUCCUCGUCGCGCUCUUCUUCCUCGGCUUCUUCGGCAUCGUCGCCCGCCGCUUCUUCUACGGCAUCCACGUCGAGGACGACCCCCGCCGCCGCCCGGCGGCGGCCUCGUCGCCGCGGCGGUUCCGGGGGAGGUCCUACGCCGCGGCCGCGCGCGGCCUGGACCGGGCGGUGGUGCGGCAGCUGCCGGUGCUGUCGUACGUCGGCGGGGGAGGGAAAGAAGGGUGCGUGGUCUGCCUCGCGGAAUUCGAAGGCAAGGAGAAGGUGAAGCUGAUUCCUGGGUGUGGACACGUGUUCCACCCCCAAUGCAUAGAUUCAUGGCUGAUGUCCAAAGGCUCGUGUCCGAUUUGCCGCUGCUCCGACCUGUUCGGAUCGGGUCUUGGGAGAGGAGCGGUGAGGUUGGAUUUGGUUGUCGGGGAUGGUGGAGAAGAGUUUGGAGUGGACGUGGAGGUGGGGCCAGGGAGGGAAGGGGUGGAGGAGGUGAGGGGGAGAGGAGGCGGCGAGGGGGAGAAGGUGGUGGAGUUGGGGAGGAGCUGUAGUUCUUCCGGUUUGUGGGUAGCGGGGGAGAGGGUGGUGUUCCUGCGGCGCACCUGCAGCUUCUGAGCGAGAAGAUUGUGUCCGUGUCUGUGUUGGUGGGCCCGUCUUUUCAACACGUGUACAGCCAUGCAACAGUAGGUUCUCAUGUUGUAAAUAUCUCUAGGCGGAAGUUUCCAAGGAAAAGAUCGCGUUCCUUCCAAGAUUCUGUAUUGUUUUAUCAUGCUCGUUAGUUUGGACAGUGGAAAUCAGAUUAUUUUCUCGAGUGCAUCAAAAUCUGCCACGUAGCUGAGAUGCACGAAUCCUUCACAA
Messenger RNA from Elaeis guineensis (African oil palm), 1189 nucleotides. RefSeq names its product RING-H2 finger protein ATL57. The record is from RefSeq and is a predicted model, not a curated record. Lineage: Eukaryota; Viridiplantae; Streptophyta; Magnoliopsida; Arecales; Arecaceae.